This is a messenger RNA of Varroa destructor (honeybee mite), 1341 nucleotides long. RefSeq lists its product as uncharacterized. The record is from RefSeq and is a predicted model, not a curated record. Lineage: Eukaryota; Metazoa; Arthropoda; Arachnida; Mesostigmata; Varroidae. Gene Ontology annotation, molecular function: protein binding.
AUGGCCUUCGAGGCCUUUGACAAAAAAACGCACGUGAUGAUGGCCAGGUGCCGUGCUCAAUGUCUCAAUCAGUUCUAUGUUUUUGGGUCGGAAAAUAAUUGCUUCGACGACGGCGAAUGCUGGAUGUGCUGGGAUUCCUGCAGUCUGGUCUACAAGAGAUACAAAGCGUGGGCGCCCUUGUGUAAUAAUAAACACCUUUGCUUUCCUGGUUGUCAGGAAGCAUGCAACUUCCGUCGCUUACAUUCCAACUACACCGAGACGACAAAAAAUAUGGACGUCCAUCCCAUGCCGCCACUAAAAUAUAGCUACAGAAAAGCGGAUGAUGCGAUCCAUUUCGACUGGUCAGUUUCCGAAACGAAGCAGAUCCGAGGCAAGCCAUUGGUUUACGUUCUGCUAAUACUGGAUCAACUUACUUCAAACUGGCAGCAAUUAACGCAGACGUUCUACACGAACGUCACAAUGCGGCGUGGACUUCUCAAGUUGUCAUCAAAACUUCAACUAACUGCUUAUAGCCCCAAUGGCCAAGUAGGUCAGAUAGAGCAAUGGUGUUCUGACUUUGAUUUCCAUAGCGAAAACAGCAGAGAGACCCUUCGGGACGAAGGAUACCUCGAAGAUAGCGCGCGUCAACGUCACCAAGGCGAUGUUUCGCUUGAGUUAGAAAAUCACCGAAGUCAAUGGAUGCCCGUACUUCAGGCUCUGCGCCAUUCAACUAAACAUCUAGGUGGAAUUGAUGCUGUCCUAAGCUGGUCGCGUGUAUCUUAUGACGCAGAUAUUCGGUAUGAAGUUCAGUGGAAACGGACCGAGCAAGCGCUCGACAUCACCGGACAGUUGACAACAUAUAACAACGUUGGAGUUGUCACCCUGUGGCCGAACAGUAUUUAUCAGGUGAGUGUCCGAGCUUUUGUUUUUGGGUCACUCCGCCCUGUGGCCGAAAGCAAAACUCUCAUCGUGGACACGGCCACACACACGUCGGGUUCACGCCCGCUAAUCGAAACUUGCUCCGGUUGCAUAUCCCCUCAGUAUAUUAUCGGAGUGGGCUUGUCGAUCGCAACGAUUUUCAUCAUCAGCAUCUUUAUGGCUGUUAGGGUUAUAAAGAGGGUCUGUAGCCAGUGGCUUUCGUCGAACACCACACCAAAGACAAGCACAUCUGUUUCGAGCAAAUCGGGCAAGAAGCAGUCGCUUUCGAAUAGACAUGCGUCGGUGAAAAAGCAACUGUCAGCGUUAAGUGCUCGAAUCUCUCAAGAUUCUCGCAGUUCCACAGCCAAGCAUGAUAGGCUAGUAGAGGAAGAGGAUCCAUCGACUGUAUUUGAAAAACGUUCAGACAAUGACUGCAAUAUCUAA